AUUUUCAUCAAACGUCCAGCCAAAUAUUAUCUACACUCCAUUCCCAAAGAUCGAAUCUUAUUUAGGGGGCGACGGGAUUCGCCAUCUGUUUUCAAAUUUCAUUCCUCCAUGAACUUUAUUUUCCCUCGACUUUGGACAAAAUUAUAACCCGAUCGAUCCGCUUUCUGGCCACCACCCGUCUACAUAUAUUUUCCUGGCGCGGGCUCUUCGCUGUGCAGGUCAAUUUUUCUGUCUCACGUCCACGGGAACACGUGCAGAACAGAGUCUGCAGCUGAUACAAACUUAAAUGCAGUCAGGCUGAUGUGGGGUUGGAGGUUCAGGCUCAGCACCUUCUCUCUUUUUUCCCUCCCCCCUCUUCUUCUUUCUCCCUCUGCGCUCUCAUCCCUGCGCCCGGAUCUCUCCCCCUGCGCGCUGUGUCCCUCCAAACACCUGCAUGCAUCUCCUUCCCCCUUUUUUUUUUUUUUUUUUUUUUUGUGAACCUACAUGUUAACUAGAACUUAUCCGUGCGGCACCCGCUUGCAGUCAGUGGAGCCCCCUUUUUUCCCUGUCAACUUUUUGUUGCUCCAAUGCAGGACAACUUUUUUCCCUGUGCUGUAGUCCUGCGCGCUGCUCCCCCAUCUCACUCAUCUUCUUUUUUUUCUUUCUGUCCCUCUUACGGGAGCUUUCACUUACAUUGCCAGUCAUUGAUCAUGCUACUCUUCAUCAGUGUAGUUUAAUGCGGGAGGAAGGAGGCGCGGUCCGAUCCGUUGAACUGCCCAGAUUCCCAUCAGUCCUCUGCGCACGUCGACAGGAUUCCCAACAACCAAAGUGGGAGCUGCAGGACAAGUCAAUGAAGGUGCUUCGGUGAAGUGACGUGUUAGUGCAGUGCGACAGCGGCACUCUCCCUUCCUUCUGCCUCUUGGGUCGGAACCUGCGCAGCGGCGAACGAACUCCAAUCCAGGCCGACAGACGGUGAUCCGGCUUCGGCCUCAGGUGUAUCUCUGAGGCGGGGCGACGCGGGAGUCCAGGUGUUGUGGAGGCAUGGACUGCAACUGCGUCAGUGAUCUGCUGAUCCCCCCUGUGCCUGCUCUCUGGACGCCAGGUCAGUUAACAAGGUUCGCCUUCCCAGACUGGGCCUACAAGCCUGAGUCGAGCCCCGGGUCCAGGCAGAUCCAGCUGUGGCACUUCAUCCUGGAGCUGCUGCAGAAAGAGGAGUACCACGGGGUGAUCGCCUGGCAGGGGGACUAUGGAGAGUUCGUCAUCAAGGAUCCAGACGAGGUGGCCCGUCUGUGGGGGAUAAGGAAGUGCAAACCUCACAUGAACUAUGACAAGCUGAGUCGGGCACUGAGGUAUUAUUACAACAAGCGCAUUUUGCACAAAACCAAAGGAAAGCGGUUCACCUACAAGUUUAACUUCAGUAAGGUGGUGUUGGUGAACUACCCCAUCCUCGACAUGGCAAACUCUCCUUUCUUUCUGGCCCAGAACCACUUCAACGGGGGCUCCACAACGCCUGACUGCAGCCCAGAGGUACAACGGGCCAUACAGUCCCUGUUUCCUCGAUUGCCAGACUCCGGCAGGGGGACUUCUCUGUUUGAUCGUGGCACCACGGCACCGGGGCCUGAAGGAGACAAGCUGAGACUGGACGCGUUCCCCUUCCUCAGUUCAGGUGCCCCAUGCUACUCCAAACCCCCGUCCCUGCUGGGCCCGUACCCGCGCAACCCACCCUUUGACUACCCGUGGGGCUUCAACCCCUACCUCCCAGGGGCCUUCUCUCUCAAUAACUGCCCAAAACUGCCCCCUGGCUCACUUUACCCCUCCCAGUUUUACCCUAACCCUUUACAGAGCAGCCUUUCCCAGCUGCCUCACCCCUUCUCUUCCCUGCUCCCCCCGGGGGAGGCAGGUGGAGGUGAGAGGGGGGCAGCGGGGCAAACCGGAGGCACAAACGGCACUGCGGGUGGUCAACCAGUCAGACUGUGCCUGCCACCGUACCCGGGGAGCCUGUCGAUUGGUCGGACGGACAUUGGGGCGGCGUUGGGGGAGAGGGUGGAGGCAAAUACUCCAGGCACAGGGGUGGGUCUGACUCUUGGAGCAGUUGGACUGGGAGCCGGAACUGUGGCGGGCCAGCAGAGUCCCACAGAGAGGAGAGGAGGAGGGGUAAAGCAGGACCCCGAGUCAGACUCAGACUUGGAGAUCACAGAUCUGAGCGACUGCAGCUCGGACAACGAGAACGAGCACGAGUUCGGCAUCAGGAAGGAGUCCAGCCUGGCGAGCAGAUCACAGAUACUGCUGGAUGGGAAGAAAGGGAGUGUGCUGCCACCAGUCUCCGCUCUCCCUCCGCCUGUGUCCCCGCAUCCUCUGAAGAGCCUGAUUCCCCUCACUCCUCCACCCCCAUCCCUGCCUCCCUCGCUCUCCCCCUCCAUGGCUCUGCAUGACAGACACAGGGAGACAGAGACUCUCAAAAUGAUCCACAGCUAAUACUUUCUCUCCUGCGUCCACCAUCUUGCCAGUCUAUGCUCUGAUAACUCUCUUUUUCUCUCCUUUCUUUUCACGGAGACACUUUCCUGCUUUCAAUGGUCAACUCUUGAUGGACACUUUUUCAAGGAAAGGCAGUUAUGUUCUUUACUUCUAGAAUUACUGUUUCCCUGUUUGCUGUGUAAGUUUUUAACUCGCCCACAGUCCAUUACCCUGCAGACGUGUCCAUCUUAUGCGUUCAGUUUUUAAGGUAUCGGCUGUCCAUAUCCCCACCUUGUCCUUUCUGUUUUGAUCUCUCACACCAAAUGAUCGCUCCACACUUUGUUGACUUGUUAAGCGCGUUGCCAGCGGGACUCGACAAUUUUCUGUCUGCGGUCGAGCUAUGAUAGAAGGCAGCGAGGUGGUAAAUUACAGCACAGCAACACCUACCCUGACAAACAUUAACAAACAACAUCCCUAUACUAACAGAACAGAACAACAAAUGAUGCUCAGAUCGAUCCAAUUUUACACAUUUGUCCUGUAAUUCUUCAGAUUUGGACCAUAUAUAUAAAAUCACCACUUGUUCUGAGAUGCAGUCUAAUACUGCCACCUAGUGGUCAUUUUAGUCAACAUUUUCUUUAAUGGAUACAUCUCAUCUCCCCAUCAUCCUUGGAGAAAAAUUCUAUUACCUAUGAGUUUAUUUUGCACUUACUUUUAACACAUAUUGUUUCUUGCAGGUUUAUUUAAAUUUUUAAAUCCUAAUUUUUAAUAGUGAUAACUGUGAUAGUGUGUGAACAUUUAUUUUGUCCUGUGGUUCAAGUAUUUUCUGCACAUUUUCUUUUUU
Messenger RNA from Labrus mixtus (cuckoo wrasse), 3274 nucleotides. It is a transcript of the gene erfl1, whose product is annotated as Ets2 repressor factor like 1. Gene Ontology annotation, biological process: cell differentiation; regulation of transcription by RNA polymerase II. The record is from RefSeq and is a predicted model, not a curated record. The transcript is spliced from 7 exons. Bases 1021 to 2454 code for a protein of 477 amino acids. Gene Ontology annotation, cellular component: nucleus. Lineage: Eukaryota; Metazoa; Chordata; Actinopteri; Labriformes; Labridae. Gene Ontology annotation, molecular function: sequence-specific DNA binding; DNA-binding transcription factor activity, RNA polymerase II-specific.